UCAGAGUUAACAUGCUAUCUCAUACUAGUUAUAAGCUCAAAAUGAUUGACAAUUUGAUUUAUUUGAAAAAAUCCACCAUGUUUACUUUUGCAACAUAUUUUCUCAUAUGCGCGAAAUAUUUAGCGGCAUCAGAAGAAUACGUGCUUAAUUUCGAUUCUGCUAUAUAUGUUUGCGCGGAUGAAGAUAGCCAGUCGUUCGUUGACACUUCAGAAAUGGAGAUCAAACGAUUUAAUGAAACGACGGCUAUCCUGACAGGAGAUAUUACAUUUAUGAAAGAAAUUAGUGAGAAAACUAUGGUGGAGUUUGUUGUUGAAAAAGAAGUUGGGGACAGAUUUGAUAUUGUAUUGACGAAAGAGAUUUGCGAUUUAUGCGAAGAGAUGAAGGAUUCGGAAAGUUUUUACUACCAUUAUUUGGGAAUUUUCGGUUUUCCUGAUGAAUGUCCCAUCGAACCGGACACUUAUCAUGUGAAAGAUUUUAUAGCAAACGCUAAAGACCUGCCGAUAAACAAACAAAACGAGGGCCGUUACCAAGUUACUUUGAAUGUCUUCAAGGAUUCUAGCGGAGAAUGUCAAUUUGACAGGAUUUUCAUUGCUUGUUUAAAAUUAGACGUGAUCAUAGAAGCCAUUGAUGGCUAGGACAUAAUAUUUUUUGCAAAAAUUUUUUCUUAAAUAUUGUUUUAGUCCUCACGGCUUUAUUUACGGCAGUAGUUUGGAAAACAAAACAUUUUUUUUUAUGUUUUAGCCAAUAGGCACUUGCACUAGGAGUUUUUAAAUAUAUAUUUUAAUUUUAAAAAAAAUGUUUAUUAGCAGUGGAAAUUAAGUAAGUUUACUAUCUAAUUUUCAAAACACUGUUGUUAAUUAUGAAUAACAAAGUUAAUAUAUUAAAUGAAAAUAAAACAUGAGUUAAUUCUUA
Molecule: messenger RNA, 912 nt
Organism: Danaus plexippus (monarch butterfly)
Lineage: Eukaryota; Metazoa; Arthropoda; Insecta; Lepidoptera; Nymphalidae
Exons: 4
Coding region: 12-635 (207 amino acids)
Source: RefSeq, a predicted model, not a curated record